Messenger RNA from Pteropus alecto (black flying fox), 5961 nucleotides. It is a transcript of the gene THBS2, whose product is annotated as thrombospondin 2. NCBI's taxonomy places the organism in Eukaryota, Metazoa, Chordata, Mammalia, Chiroptera, Pteropodidae. The record is from RefSeq and is a predicted model, not a curated record. Gene Ontology annotation, biological process: negative regulation of angiogenesis; cell adhesion. Gene Ontology annotation, molecular function: protein binding; calcium ion binding. The transcript is spliced from 22 exons. Bases 449 to 4048 code for a protein of 1199 amino acids. Gene Ontology annotation, cellular component: extracellular region.
CUCUGAGGCCACACCCCCGCCUCCCGACUCUGGAUCCUGCUGUUCUUUGUUGUCCUGAUCUGGACCCUCAGGCUCAUUUGGCGAAUGACAGAGCUCUGACUCUGUGGCACUACUGCCGCAGGAGCCGGAGGGCCCGGUUUGGUCAGGACAGACUUCAUCUACCCCAGUUAAGCCCAGACUCAGGAAGCUGGGCGUCCAGAAUGUUAACGCUUAUAUUUUGGACAGAGCCCGCCUUGCCAGGGCCAGCCGUCACCUGCUGUCCGUAGGGGACAGACGCACGGAGGGCACUGCACAGCCUGCCCACUGCUCAUUCGACAGUCACUUAGCCGUGCUCACGAGCCAGUGCCAGGCUGUUCCGAGCACCAUACAGCGUUAGUCUCAAGAGCCCUGUCACCAGCCUCAUCCCUGUCACUGCCACAACGCUGGAGUCCGGCCGCUCAGAGGCGGGAUGCUCUGGAUGCUGGUCCUGCCCGGCCUGUGGGCCUCCUGCAGCGCCCAGGCUGGGGACCAGGACGAGGACACUGUCGUGGACCUUUUCAGCGCCAGCAACAUAAACCGGAAGACCAUUGGGGCCAAGCAGUUCCGGGGCCCGGACCCCGGCGGGCCGGCUUACCGCUUCGUGCGGUUCGACUACAUCCCGCCGGUGGGCGCGGCCGCCCUGGGCAGGAUCACCCGGGCCAUGCGGGCCAGGGAGGGCUUCUUCCUGAUGGCCACCCUGAAGCAGGACCGCAAGACCAAGGGCACGCUGCUGGCCCUGGAGGGCCCCGGCGCCUCCCACAGGCAGUUCGAGAUCGUAUCCAAUGGCCCCGCGGACACGCUGGACCUCACCUACUGGCUGGACGGCACGCAGCACGUCCUCUCCCUGGAGGACGUGGGCCUGGCCGACUCGCAGUGGAAGAACGUCACCAUCCAGGUGACCGCCGAGACCUUCAGCCUGUACGUGGGCUGCGACCUGAUCGACAGCUUCGCCCUGGACGAGCCCUUCUACGAGCAGCUGAAAACGGACAAGAGCAGGAUGUACGUGGCCAAGGGCUCCUCUCGGGACAGUCACUUCAGGGGCCUGCUGCAGCACGUCCGCCUGGUGUUCGAGAACUCGGUGGAGGGCGCGCUGAGCAUGAACGGCUGUCCACACGGCCAGGGAGCUGAAGCCAACGCCAUCAGCGAGGACACGGAGACACUGCGCCUGAGCCCGCCGGGCACUGAGCACGUGGUCCCCGGUGCCGAGCACGUGGUCCCUGGCGCCGAGCACGUGGUCCCCAGCACAGAGCACGUGGUCUCCGGCACAGAGCACAUGGUCCCCGGCGCCGAGCAGAGGCCCGGGGUGUGCGAGCGCUCUUGCGAGGAGCUGAGCAGCAUGGUCAGCGAGCUGUCGGGGCUGCGCGUCAUCGUCAACCAGCUGCACGAGAAUCUGCACAAAGUGUCUAGCGACAACCAGUUCCUCUGGGAGCUCAUCGGUGGCCCCCCAAAGACAAGGAACGUGUCGGCUUGCUGGCAAGAUGGCCGGUUCUUCGCAGAAAAUGAAACCUGGGUGGUGGACAGCUGCACCAAGUGCGCCUGCCAGAAGUUCAAAACCGUGUGCCACCAGAUCUCCUGCCCACCCGCGACCUGUGCCAGCCCGACCGUGGCAGAGGGCGAAUGCUGCCCCUCCUGCUUCCCCUCGGCGGACGGCGAGGAGGGCUGGUCCCCGUGGGCGGAGUGGACGGAGUGCUCUGCCACCUGUGGGCCUGGCACCCAGCAGAGAGGGCGGUCGUGCGACGUCACCAGCAACACCUGCUUGGGCCCGUCCAUCCAGACGCGGGCGUGCAGCCUGGGCAAGUGUGACAACCGCAUCCGGCAGGACGGCGGCUGGAGCCACUGGUCGCCCUGGUCUUCCUGCUCUGCGACCUGCGGCCUGGGCAACAUCACACGGAUCCGGCUCUGCAACUCGCCGGUGCCCCAGAUGGGCGGGAAGGCCUGCAAAGGCAGCGGCCGCGAGACGAAGGGCUGCCAGGGCCCGCCGUGCCCAAUCGACGGUCGCUGGAGCCCCUGGUCCCCGUGGUCAGCCUGCACGGUCACCUGUGCCGGAGGGAUCCGGGAGCGGACGCGCGUCUGCAACAGCCCGGAGCCGCAGCACGGAGGCCAGGCCUGCGUGGGGGACGUCCGGGAGCAGCAGAUGUGCAGCCGGAGGGCCUGCCCCAUAGACGGCUGCUUGUCCAACCCCUGCUUCCCUGGUGCCGAGUGCAGCAGCUUCCCCGACGGCUCCUGGGCCUGCGGCUCCUGCCCGGCGGGCUUCCUGGGCAACGGCACGCACUGCGAGGACCUGGACGAGUGUGCUGUGGUCACCGACGUCUGCUUCUCGACCGGCAAGUCGCACCGCUGUGUCAACACCCGCCCCGGGUUCCACUGCCUGCCGUGCCCGCCUCGCCUCAAAGGGAGCCAGCCCUUCGGCGUCGGGCUGGAGGCGGCCAGGAUGGAGAAGCAGGUGUGCGAGCCUGAGAACCCCUGUAAGGACAAGACCCACAGCUGCCACCAGCACGCGGAAUGCAUCUUCUUGGGCCACUUCAGUGACCCCAUGUACAAGUGCGAGUGCCAGACGGGCUACGCGGGCGACGGACUCAUCUGCGGGGAGGACUCGGACCUGGACGGCUGGCCCAACAAGAACCUGGUGUGUGCCACCAACGCCACCUACCACUGCGUCAAGGACAACUGCCCCCACCUGCCCAACUCAGGGCAAGAAGACUUCGACAAGGACGGUGUUGGCGACGCCUGUGACGAAGAUGACGACAAUGACGGCGUCAGUGAUGAGAAGGACAACUGCCAGCUCCUCUUCAACCCCCGUCAGUUCGACUACGACAAGGACGAGGUUGGGGACCGUUGUGACAACUGCCCCUACGUGCACAACCCUGCACAGAUCGACACGGACAACAAUGGCGAGGGCGACGCCUGCUCCGUGGACAUCGACGGGGACGAUGUCUUCAACGAGCGAGACAAUUGUCCCUACGUCUAUAACACGGACCAGAGAGACACCGACGGUGACGGUGUGGGUGACCACUGCGACAACUGCCCCCUGGUGCACAACCCCGACCAGACCGAUGUGGACAAUGACCUUGUGGGAGACCAGUGUGACAACAACGAGGACAUCGAUGAGGACGGCCACCAGAACAACCAGGACAACUGUCCUUACAUCUCCAAUGCCAACCAAGCUGACCACGACCACGACGGCAAGGGUGACGCCUGCGACUCGGACGAUGACAAUGACGGGGUGCCAGAUGACAGGGACAACUGCCGGCUGGUUUUCAACCCCGACCAGGAGGACACAGACGGUGACGGGAGGGGAGAUGCUUGUAAAGACGACUUUGACAAUGACAGCGUGCCGGAUAUUGACGAUGUGUGCCCUGAGAACAACGCCAUCAGUGAGACCGACUUCAGGAACUUCCAGAUGGUCCACCUGGACCCCAAGGGCACCACUCAGAUCGACCCCAACUGGGUCAUCCGCCACCAGGGCAAGGAGCUGGUGCAGACGGCGAACUCCGACCCUGGCAUCGCGGUCGGCUUCGACGAGUUUGGGUCUGUGGACUUCAGCGGCACAUUCUACGUCAACACCGACCGUGACGACGACUAUGCCGGCUUCGUCUUCGGCUACCAGUCCAGCAGCCGCUUCUACGUGGUGAUGUGGAAACAGGUCACCCAGACCUACUGGGAGGACCAGCCCACCCGGGCCUACGGCUACUCGGGCGUGUCCCUCAAGGUGGUCAACUCCACCACGGGGACGGGCGAGCACCUGCGGAACGCCCUGUGGCACACCGGGAACACGGCCGGACAGGUGCGCACCCUGUGGCACGACCCCAAGAACAUUGGCUGGAAAGACUACACGGCCUACAGGUGGCACCUGACCCACCGGCCGAAGACGGGCUACAUGAGAGUCCUGGUGCACGAGGGGAAGCAGGUGAUGGCGGACUCGGGGCCCGUGUACGACCAUACCUUCGCCGGCGGGCGGCUGGGCCUGUUCGUUUUCUCCCAGGAGAUGGUUUACUUCUCGGACCUCAAGUACGAGUGCAGAGACGCGUAAACCGGACCUGCUGCGUUUCCAGCCACGUGCGGCCCAUGCUGUCGCCCGGACACCUCAGCGCCUCACGGACUCCGCUUCUCUCCCGCUAGCAGCACCCCCCGCCCCCCGUCCUUGACCUUCACCUCCCGUCAUCAGCCCCGAGACCACACGGUGACGCGGCCGGAGAUGAACACCCAGCCCCCGCAGGAAAGAGUCUGACGACACGCGAGACUCUGCAGUGACGAUUGUCACGACAGCACGUUUUUUUCUCGUUUGUUGAAAAGAAUGGCGUUUACAUAUAACAUGUAAUUCCUUAUUGUAUUUAUGUGUAUACGGAGUCGAAGGGACAUUGUGCGUGAGACAGCAUCGCAGAUUAAGCAGGAACAACGGCACGGCGCUCCCACAGGGCUGCAGUCGUCCCGCCACCCCACGCAGCCUCGUUAGGUCAUCAGAAGGGUCAUCAGAGGAAGGAGGCGGUCGGCCAAGGGCCCCGCAACGCAGGCUGCCCACCGACCAACUGGGACACUAGAAAUGACUCGGAGUGUAAACGAGGACCCCCCGCCCCCGCCCUCGGCCCGCGGCGAGGGGCCUCUCGCUCGCAGAGCCCACUGUGUCCAAGGACGGUCCCCGCGGAGUGGCCCCCAGGCGGGGCAGGCGUGGGCCUGGCCAGGCCUCCUGUGCGUGAGCGAGGUGCCGCCCCGUGGCCGGCCGCCCGGCUGCGUGGGGCCGAGCAGACUCGAGACAGCCCCUGGCCCCUGUCACUCGACUCUGCGUUCCAACCGCCAGUCUGCUCGAGUCCCCCCGCGCCCCCGCUCCGGCCUCUGCUCCUGGGGCCGGACGCGCCGGCAAACGGCACACGCACUUUGGCGUGUAAUUCCUGGUCUAGGCUUCGAAACCAUGGAAAAAAUUGCCUUUACUCAAUUCGGUGACACAUUUCCUUAAGGUUCCAGUUAUAAGUGUCGUGUUAAUAUUUAUUAAAUGAACACAGAAUACAGUUCCAUUCCACAAUAACUUAUUUUGAAAGUGCCAGGGAACACAUAUGUGGUAUAAUUUCCAGAAGUAAACAUAUGACUGGCAUAUAAUAAUAUAAAGCUGCAGCAAAAUAUCUUCCUGUCAAACUACAAAGCUUUAUAAUUUAUGCUGUCGUGACAAAGCACGCUGUAAAAUGUAAUAGAAUAAAUAAAUAAUAAUGAAGAGUCUAUAAUGGAUGGAACCUUAAUAUAUACCGUUGCCAGUGACUUUAAUUCAGCAUUUUUCACUGCUACGUAUCUGCUGUACAGAGGAUUUUAAAACCUGUGCCGAUGAAACGUCAGCGCCAAGUCUCGCCAGACUCAGCCGCCGUCGGCCACGCGGCCGUCCCCCAGGCGUGGUCCGCUUUUGCUUGGCACGGCAGCUCUUUCUGCAGGACCUGCCAGUCGCGCGCCGCGUCGGGAGGUGGCCUCGUCCGAUCUGCGCGGGGGCAGACCCUCCCUGGCCAUCAACAGUGGGUUCAUUUUGAUGUUAAAUAGAGAGAAUCCGUAACUUCCGUUUUAACGCCCACAUUCCAUUUGACAAAGUCGUGUUCGCUGCUUCCUUCGAGGUUGAUUUUCUUUCAUUUUGCUGCACUUUAUACGUUUUUGUGGACAGCAAGCGGGCGCCAUCGGCCUCACGCUGUGCCGAGUCUGUGGGUCCCUGUGUUUGGCGGGAGGGGACGGCGGUGCGGGGUGACGAUGUGAAUAUUUACAAUGUACCAUAUUCUUUUUGGUAAAUUAUUUAUGUUUUUAAACAAACUUCUCGUACAGAUUGAUGAAACUUCUUUGUUUUGCCAAAGACUGUAAAUACUUAUUUAUUUGUCGGCCCGGUCGGCGUCUUCCCACCAAAACCCUGCAUUCAGCUAGAGCCUCACUUUUAUACUUUAAAGACUAUUAAUAACAGAAAAUAAAUUGUAAAAGGUU